Molecule: messenger RNA, 2194 nt
Organism: Gambusia affinis (western mosquitofish)
Lineage: Eukaryota; Metazoa; Chordata; Actinopteri; Cyprinodontiformes; Poeciliidae
Exons: 12
Coding region: 168-1523 (451 amino acids)
Molecular function (GO): GTPase activity
Source: RefSeq, a predicted model, not a curated record
AAACGACGCCCAAAGCUGACGACGUGGCUGAGAAACGUCUCAUCACCGGUUUUCAGCGGACCGGGGUGAUUCAAAUCAGAGUGCAGGCUGUUCUCUCAUUGCUAGUUCUGGACUUGUAAAAGCUCUAGCGGUACUUUGCAACUCUUUGACCUCAACACUGUGCAGUUAUGUCGGGAAAAGUCAAAGGCCGAAGUGCGGCUAACGCGGACUCCAUGGCUGGCGGAGUGUCCUGUGAUGAGCGCAUCUUGCGGGAGAUUCAUCAGCUGUACACGGAGGCGGACAGCGGGUUAAUUCCAGUGGCUGAAUCUGUUGGUUUGAAGCUCCUUCCACCCAGGAAAAAAAUCACGGUGAUGCUGAUGGGCAACCAUUCAGCCGGGAAAAGCUCUUUCAUCAACUGGUAUGUAGAGGAGCACAUCCAGCGCACUGGGGUGGCCAUUGAGACGCAGGGCUUCAGCUUUGUUACAAACGGUCGCAAAAGAGAGUCCCUCACGGGAAACGCAACCCUUCAUCUAUAUCCACAUUUCAAGCCUUUGCAAGAGUUUAAAGGUGUUUCAGAGUACCUGAGCACUGAGAUCUGCACAUCGCGGCAAAAGCGGUUCAGCCUGGUGACGUUUGUGGAUUCUCCAGGCUUGGUGGAUGGAGAUAUGAAAUAUCCCUUUGAUGUGGACGAUGUGAUCCUCUGGCUGGGGGAUCUUUGUGACCUUAUUCUGGUUUUCUUUGACCCCAUGGGUCAGGCUCUGUGCAAGCGGACCCUCAACAUUGUGGAGUCCCUGAAUGAAAAACAUGGUGACCGGCUACACUUUUAUCUGAGCAAGGCGGAUGAAGCUGGUGGAGAGUCAGACAGACAGAGAGUAAUGAUGCAGAUUGUUCAGGAGCUCUGCAAAAGACCAGGACUCAACACAUGUGGUUUCGACAUGCCCACCAUUUACAUUCCCAAUCCCAACAAGCCCUGUCGCUGUGUGAACCAGAUUGAGGAGGUCUGUCGUGCCAUCGAGAAAACCAUCAACCAGACGGUCCAGAACACCCUCAACUCCCUGGAGAAGGACUGUGAGCUCAUCAGCGAGGCCAUCACAAAUAAACUCAUCAAUGACAGGCAGAACAGUUUGGAGAACAGACGCGCCCGCUGCCAGAGCUGCUUCCUGUCCCUGCUGGGUUUCUGCAUCCCACUGGCUCUGCUGGCCUUACUGGUGCUGGGGACGUGUUCCAAAGAGCUACUGGACAUGGCUCUGGGCCAACAGUGCAGAGAGGCUCUUUCACUGUAUCUGACUCCAGUAGUGAAAAUAUUUGACUCCCUGUCUGGGGAACAGCGGCUUUAUUGGUGCAGUGGACUGGUCCUCCUCUCCUUCCUCCUGCUCAUCGUUGCUCGCUUUGCCUUCAGAACUCGGCUGACUCUGACAGGCAAACAGAAACGGCAGCUUCAGGAGAAGCUCGAAUACAUCCAGGAGGUGGUUAAGGCCAAAAAGAAAAAUCUCUACGAGGAAUAUCUGCGCCAGAGUGUUAGUGAUCAUGACAUGGACAUGUGAAGGAGAAAAAGAAAAAAAGUUCCUCGCAAUGACUUGGGACCAACUUGCCAACAUUCCACACUAUCUUAAAUACGUGUCUUUCUUUUUAUUCCAAAUAUAUGUUUAUUUUGUCUACCUGCACAUGACAUGAACUUGUUACUGUUCUUCUUUCUUCUGAGCUCUUCCUUUCUGGGUCCUGUGCCGCUGUCCCUUUCCAUGUAAUUCAGAUGUGAACCACUCUGACACAAAGAUGUUGAAGCUAUUUAUAGCAACAUAUACCACUGAAUUGAGUGUCUUUGUAAACAUUUUCAACUUUGAGGGUUUUACCCAGAAUUUUAUACAGUAUUUUCUCAACAAGACGUCACAUAUUUGUAUUAUUCCUAUAGGUAUCUGUGGUUUAGUAAGUAGAAUAAUCAAUUAAAAAUUCUGCAGUUCUGAUUGUUUGCCAGCAGUCAUGAAAUUGCAUAGGAUUGCCUUUCAAUUGUUUAAUUUUUUCUGAUUUAAAUAACUAAAUAAACGGUUUAGUCAAGAGGGUUCUGGGAGAAAAUGUGUAUUCAUACACACCACCUUGAAAGGCUUUUAUCAUUUUUCUUUACUUGAGUCGGGUUACAAUGUUUUAUAGAUUUCUUUCUUUUCAUACUGUAAAGAAUAAAGCUAUAAAAGCCUUCAGAGAAUUUUAUUUGAAAAAAUCA